Messenger RNA from Drosophila takahashii, 3438 nucleotides. RefSeq names its product Ultrabithorax (gene Ubx). Lineage: Eukaryota; Metazoa; Arthropoda; Insecta; Diptera; Drosophilidae. The record is from RefSeq and is a predicted model, not a curated record. Gene Ontology annotation, molecular function: DNA-binding transcription factor activity, RNA polymerase II-specific; RNA polymerase II cis-regulatory region sequence-specific DNA binding. Gene Ontology annotation, cellular component: nucleus. Gene Ontology annotation, biological process: anterior/posterior pattern specification; negative regulation of transcription by RNA polymerase II.
CCCUUGCAAAGAAACCCGUGCAAAAUCAGUCAAGCCCCCAACGAUUUUCAGCCCGUCUCUGACGGAGCACCGCCAAAAUUCUCACCGCCAGCAGCGCAAUGAACUCGUACUUUGAGCAGGCCUCCGGCUUCUAUGGCCAUCCGCACCAGGCCACCGGAAUGGCGAUGGGCAGCGGUGGCCACCACGAUCAGACGGCCAGCGCAGCGGCGGCGGCCUACAGGGGAUUCCCCCUCUCGCUGGGCAUGAGUCCCUAUGCCAACCACCAUCUGCAGCGCACCACCCAGGACUCGCCCUACGACGCCAGCAUCACGGCCGCCUGCAACAAGAUAUACGGCGACGGAGCCGGUGCCUACAAACAGGACUGCCUGAACAUCAAGGCGGAUGCGGUGAAUGGCUACAAGGACAUUUGGAACACGGGCGGCUCGAAUGGCGGCGGGGGUGGAGGAGGCGGCGGCGGGGGCGGCGGAGCGGGCGGAACUGGAGCCACUGGGAACGCCAACGGCGGCAAUGCGGCCAAUGCAAAUGGACAGAACAAUCCGGCGGGCGGCAUGCCCGUCAGACCCUCCGCCUGCACCCCAGACUCCCGAGUGGGCGGCUACUUGGACACGUCGGGCGGCAGUCCCGUCAGCCAUCGCGGCGGCAGUGCCGGCGGCAAUGUGAGCGUCAGCGGCGGCAAUGGCAACGCCGGGGGCGUACAGAGCGGCGUGGGCGUGGCCGGAGCGGGCACCGCCUGGAAUGCCAACUGCACCAUCUCGGGCGCCGCUGCCGCACAAACGGCGGCCGCCAGCAGUUUACACCAGGCCAGCAAUCACACAUUCUACCCCUGGAUGGCUAUCGCAGGUGAGUGUCCUGAAGAUCCGACCAAAAGUAAGAUAAGAUCUGAUUUAACACAAUACGGCGGCAUAUCAACAGACAUGGGUAAGAGAUACUCAGAAUCUCUUGCGGGCUCACUUCUACCAGACUGGCUAGGUACAAAUGGUCUGCGAAGACGCGGCCGACAGACAUACACCCGCUACCAGACGCUCGAGCUGGAGAAGGAGUUCCACACGAAUCACUAUCUGACCCGCAGACGGAGAAUCGAGAUGGCGCACGCGCUCUGCCUGACGGAGCGGCAGAUCAAGAUCUGGUUCCAGAACCGGCGGAUGAAGCUGAAGAAGGAGAUCCAGGCGAUCAAGGAGCUGAACGAGCAGGAGAAGCAGGCGCAGGCCCAGAAGGCGGCGGCGGCAGCGGCUGCGGCGGCGGCGGUCCAAGGAGGACAUUUAGAUCAGUAGAUGGUCUAUAGAUCUGUAGGGAAGAAUUAGGCGGAAUGGCGCAGAGACAGAUACAAAGCAACUAUAUUGUAAACAAAUGAACUAUUUACUUAAAUGAAUAAUAUUUAAAUAUUUUGAUGGUACUUGUGCGAAUACGAAACUUAACCUAAAUCGAACCUAAUGGAAUUAUUUCAAGCGUUUGAGCAGCAACCGAAAAUACGUAAAUGAAACAAAACUACAAACUAAUUAACUAGGCUAAGUAAAUAAAAGUAGUGGAAAGAGCGCAGAUUAUAAACCUACUUAGAAUUAAACGAGGAAAAAAAGAAAGUUUAAUUUAGUUCCAAACGAAAAAAAUUAACAAAAAUUCGCAAACGUAAGAUUUAUUUUUACCACAUGUAGAGAGACCACUCGAAAUUAAAACCUCUGUCCUGCCCCUUUGUUGCUUACUGCUAUGUUUAAAUUAAUUUUCGCGAAAAAUACUCAAAAAUUAAAAAAAAAACACACAAAAUAAAAUGUUGAGCGCGAGCAAAAUUCUGUUGAUAUGAAUUUUUGGUAAAAACCAGUUCUAAACCAAUUUAAGAUACGUGACAAAGGAAACGAAAAACAAAAGAAAACUAUUAAACUUUAACUUGAAUAUAAAUAGAAUUUGUUAGCCAAGUAAACAUAUUGCGAAACGAAAAACCAACGUUUUUGGGAGGAUCGAAUAUUUGAAUGUGUAUAGUUUGUGCUUAUUAAAUAAAAUAAUGCAAUUUUAGUUAACUCUGUUUAUUUUUAAACGAAUUUGUUUAGUUCUCGCCCAAACGACUAGAGUGAAGCUGUUUCUUUAAGUAAUGUGUAGUGUGUUUACCUUUUAAAUUAAAUUAAUGCCUAAUUUUAUUAUUAUUAUGUUUAGUUUAAUGACAAGCGUUUAUGAGAUUAUCCAACAGAAGCGGCGAGAAGAGUACGACAAACCGUUUGCCCCGGCAAACGCAAAUAAAUUAUUGGUUUUGAAAAAAUCUGAAAAAAAACAAUGAGAAAACGAAUUCGAUUGUUGUGUUAUUAUUUUAGUUUUGCCAUUGCGAUUUUCUGUUCUGUUCUCCCAGUGUAAUUAGAGCCUGAGUUGUUUGAGAGUUUGCGGGCUGCCCGCUUGCAUGCGAAAUUGCUUUUGAUCUCGUUCCGUUAAAUGAUCGUGAGUUGUACGCUCUAUAGAGAUACCCAUAUACCGAUAACUUAACGUUUACGAUACCGAUACCAUAUAUAGUUUAGUGGAUCCCAACGAGCUGUGCUCGAAUCAAGAAGCCACAAGGCGAAACUUGGUCCUUCAGUUGAGUUUCCGAACUUGUCCCAGUUGGGGGAUCCAACGAUUGCCCUGCACAAGAUGUAUACGUAACUAGAGCCUAAGAUUCGAUUAUAGAUAUAUUAUAUAUAUAUAAAUCUUGAUAUAUAUUUAUGUAUUUAUAUGGAUCGAGUAUAAAAAGGACAAACAAUAAGAGAGAAAUAUCUGCGGAACGGAACGGAGGCAGAUGCAAAUACGUAAAUAAGAAUAAGUUAAAUGUUAUAGAUUUUAAACGCGAACCGAAAUACGUUACUGUAUACAUACACUGAACGAAAAAGUGGCGAAUGAGAGGCGUGGAUCGAUUGGGGUAUUCCCCGCCACCGCAAACCAAGAAUAGACGCUAAAAUACAAUACUUGAAUAUUUAAAUGUGGAUUAUCGUAGCAACAGAUAUACGUAAAAAAGAGACCGAUUCGGAGGGGUCUUGCAUAUAGUACUGCAUCCUACCAUUUACCUACUACUCACUUAAGUAAUACCAGUGCAUUCGUAGUAAUAAUAAUCGCUACUUACGUGUACAUUGCUAGUGGCUUUUACUUUAAAGUUUAAACUCUCCGACCCUCGGACAGGCGGGCCGAGCAGCCUAUCCAGAUCGAGAUAACUACUUUUCCUAAAUAACGAUCAGAUCAGUCCUACAAAUACUUUGCAGCUACAUUUUCUACUCGUACUUUCCCCUCCCCGCGAUCGCCGAUUGGACCCGCAAGCUCCGUUUAUACUUAAUCUAUUUAACUCUAAUUUAAAGCCAUUCUAUGUUAGCUCCGUAAGUUGUAAAUUAUCAAUAUGAACUAUACGUAAAAGAAAAACACAAAACAAACAGCAACCAGUGAGAAUGUGGAAAAUGAAACAAAUAAAUUAAACAAAACGAUUUAAACAAUUUA